AUCCGGAAAUGCGCAAUGCUACUCCUUGUUCUUAUGUUGCGAUUGCUGAAGGUGAAAAGCGGUUUAAUCGCGCAAAAGUGUAUGCUGGUUAUUAUUCGCGCAGCGGUCAUCGAGCUCCUGCAAUUGUUGUUGCUAAAAUCGGUAGCGAAAGAGAAAUUAAUAGCCCCAAACCUGGCAACCGCGGCAAACGUGACUCACAGAUGAUUGUUAUGAGUUUUUUUGAGCAUGUAUAUUUCAAUGAAAGAUUUACCGAGUUAGAUUAUGAAUUAUUCUGGAAAAUACAUUAUUUAAUGGGUAUUACAGCUGAUCAUUUUGAGCUUAUAUUAAUGGUCGAUGCUGAUACAAAAGUGGCACCCUCAUCAUUGACUUAUCUCGUUUCUGCUAUGAGAAAAGAUCCAACUAUUAUGGGUUGCUGUGGAGAAACACGUAUUGCUAAUAAAACGGAAACUUGGAUAACAGCCAUACAAGUUUAUGAAUAUUAUAUUUCUCACCAUUUGGGAAAAGCUUUCGAAUCAGCUUUUGGGUGCGUAACUUGCUUGCCAGGUUGUUUCUGCAUGUACCGACUUAAAGCACCAAAGGAUGGUGCAUGGGUUCCUCUUUUGUCCAAUCCUGAUAUUGUUGCUGAAUAUCAAAAGAAUAUUGUUACCACAUUGCAUGAAAAAAAUCUUUUACUUUUAGGAGAAGAUCGAUAUCUAUCAACUCUUAUGCUUCGCACUUUUCCGUAUCGUAAAACGUUAUUUAUCCCACAGGCUGUUUGUCAUACUAUUGCACCUAAAACCUUGUCUGUGCUACUUUCUCAACGCCGUCGAUGGAUCAAUUCCACUAUUCAUAAUCUUUUUGAACUCGUACUUGUCCGUGACCUCUGUGGAAUUGCAUGUCUCUCGAUGCAAUUUGUAAUUAUGACGGAUAUUGUUGGAACACUGAUGUUGCCAGCUGCUCUAUGCCUUACAAUUUAUUUAAUAUUUAGCACAUUGUUUGAUAGCAAGGUACAAUACCUUCCGCUCAUCCUUUUAGCUAUGAUUUUGGGUUUACCUGGAAUAUUAAUUGUCGUAACAACCCGUAAAAUAGUUUAUAUUAUGUGGAUGCUGGUUUACUUAUUGGCACUUCCUAUUUGGAAUUUUAUCCUUCCCUUAUAUGCAUAUUGGAAUUUUGAUGAUUUUUCCUGGGGAGAAACGCGUCAAAUAUUUGGUGAGAAUGGAAAAGAUGAGCAUGGAGACGUCACAGGAAGAUUUGAUUCAAGGAAAUUAAAAAUAAUGUCGUGGGAGGAAUGGGAGAAUGAACGUCAUUGUAUUGUCAGAUCAGUAGAAAAACACGAAUUAUUCAAACGUUCGGAAAAAGAUUUAUCACAAAGUCUACAAAUACAAAGAGAACAUACAAAAAUACAAAAUGACACAGAACAUUUUUGA
Molecule: messenger RNA, 1406 nt
Organism: Racocetra persica
Lineage: Eukaryota; Fungi; Glomeromycota; Glomeromycetes; Diversisporales; Gigasporaceae
Source: the annotation of a GenBank genome assembly